AUGCACGAAGCUCGACACGGUGCUCGAUUCGGCGUGGCAGGGCUCAACGCGGAAUCGCUGACGUGCGACUGGCAGAAAGUGAAAAAUCAUGUGAAGUCCUGCCAGGAGCACAUCUACAAUCAGGACGACAGCCCCGAAAUUCUGGAAGCUGCUGGUGUGGAAGUACGCCUGGGCGUUCAUGCUUCCUUUGUGGAUGCGAAGACGCUGCAGUUGGCGACGGUGGAAAACACGACUCCUGGAGGAACGGAGCUCGUUACUGCCAACCACUUCAUCAUCGCCACAGGUGCGGGCCCAGUGAUACCACCUCUCAAGGGCCUCGAAGCUGUGAAGUAUGCCACAUACGAGACGAUCUUCGAUUUGCCGGAGUUUCCAUCGAGCCUGGCGGUAAUCGGAGGAGGCCCAAUCGGCAGCGAGCUUGCUCAGGCUUUUGCCCGGUUGGGGUGCAAGGUGACGCUGGUGGGCAAGAUGAUGCCGCGCGAAGAUGAUGAUGUGCGCCACGUCAUGUCGCAGGUCUUCGAAAAGGACGGUAUCGUGGUAGUCGAGGGUCGGGCAGAGUCGGUGGAGCCAACCGCUGGCGGCAUCGUCCUUCGUGCUGGCGGUAGAUCCUUGACCUGUGCCGGACUCCUACUGGCAGCGGGCCGCAGGCCCAAAGGUCUCGAUGCCAUGAGCUUGGACCGUGCAGGCGUAAAAUGGACCCAAAACGGGAUUUCCGUGGAUGCGAAGCUUCGGACGUCUGCGAAGCACAUUUAUGCAGUUGGAGACUGCCUGGGUGGCCUUCAGUUCACCCAUCUGGCCGGCUACCAGGGUGCUCUGGCGGCCUUCAACGCCGUGCAGCCAAUCUCGCUGGCAGGGCCUGGAAACCCGGCAGUUCCGCGCUGCACCUUUACUCACCCAGAAGUGGCCACCGUGGGCUUGACCAUGAAGGAGGCGGCAGAUGCGCACGGAAUCGACAAAGUCUCGGCGAAGAUGCGCAUGCUGUCGCACGUUGACCGCGCAGUUUGCGAAGGCGAGACAGAAGGCUUCAUUAAGAUCAUUGUGGGCAGCGGUGGCAUGAUUCUCGGAGCCACUGUGGUGGCGCCAGCAGCGGGCGACGUAGCGCAGGAACUCGGACUGGCUGUGGCACAGAGGUUGACCUUGAGAUCGGUCUCCACCUGCAUCCACUCCUACCCUGCCAUGAGUUUCGCAAUUCAGCAGAUGGCCGCAGAUCACGUGUAUGAGAGCCUAGAGAAGAGCAGUGCGCUCUCCUGCCUUCGAUGUCUCUGCGGCCCAAAGUUGAGCGGCAUCAAGCCAAGCUCUAGCAGGGACGAGAGCUCCUAA
Symbiodinium sp. CCMP2456 is the source of this 1317-nucleotide messenger RNA. NCBI's taxonomy places the organism in Eukaryota, Dinophyceae, Suessiales, Symbiodiniaceae. The record is from the annotation of a GenBank genome assembly.